Molecule: messenger RNA, 2391 nt
Organism: Ciona intestinalis (vase tunicate)
Lineage: Eukaryota; Metazoa; Chordata; Ascidiacea; Phlebobranchia; Cionidae
Source: RefSeq, a predicted model, not a curated record
AUUUUAAAACGUCAUGUAGCGUGAUUGGGACGAUGGCCACGUCACAAUUACGUUACGACGUCGAUACGAUGGGUCAGAGCAUUGUCAUGGCCCUGCGUUCGGUCCGGUUACGUCAGUUUUGAUUGAGUUACGUCACGGUUAGGUUGUUGCGUGGACGUCGCCGCUGGUGAUGCUACGCUAGAUAUUUAGGUCACUACCAAAGUGAUGCUACGCUCGAAUAUUUAGGUCACUGUCUGCGGUUCGUAACAACCUGAUGCAGUUUCGUAAUGGUCGAUGCGGUGCGUAACAUCCGGACGCUAUUAUAUUGUGUGAAGAUACGACGAGAGUAUCGCGGUACCGACAUGGCGGCUUACCGUUUGAUUGGGACAUGCGGAGCCGUUACUGGCUUCGAUUCCUUGUGGUCGGACAUACAAUAUGGUGUACACUGCAGAUGAUUAUCUUUCAGGAUUUGAACCUUUUUUUCUUUGAAGAUAUUUCAAUGAUUAUGUCCGCUUUAGUUACUUUUUAGAGUCGUCCAAUUUUGGUUAUAAUUGAGCUGUUGUGUUUAUUGCAUGCUGUGUUGCACUUUUCGUAUUUGCACAUCGUUGUAAUAUUUUUGUCUUUUUGUCGUCGUCGUCGUACACAUGUGUAUGUGCCUUCGUUGUAUCAUUUUUGUCUAUGGGGGUUUCUUUAACCUGCGUGGACAGUAACAUCCCGCAAGGGUUUCUCACCUAAGUAGAAACCCACUACCAUUGGCUGGGGGCUUGUCGUGCCGUAGUGGCUUUCCACCAACGCCAGCCACAUAAACUAUGAAGGUAUUUAUUUAAUCCUGUUCUAUUUUGCAGAAAGUCGCUUUAGUUGAACCUAUAGACAAACGCUACCUAAUUACAGUUUCAAUUUAUUAUAUGUCCAUUUCAUUGUUGAAUUCUUGUCACUUUCAGCAUUAAUAAAUAAAUAACCACAGCCAACUUAUUUAAGCUGUUCUUUAUUUUAAUCGAAACCGGAACCGGGACCGCUUGAAUCGUUUCGAAUCGUUCCGCACGUGGGCAGUAGAAGCAUAAAUAAACUAAAAAAUGCAAAUGUUGGAUUGUUUGGCAUUCUGUUCUGGCUGUCGUGGUGGAAGGUUGCCUCCUACUAUCCACGAAAAUGGUUAUACAGCAACAGGUUAGCUAGUCACAGGCAGUGAAGAGAAACACCAAUGUUAAAUUAAAAAGGCCUUGCUGUUUGUGGUUCCAGACAGAGGAACCAUGUAAGAGAGAGGAUGUAUACGAGUUGCUGAAACGAAUGAAGUUUUCAAUUGACAAAGUAGUUGGUAUUGUGGAAAGAAAAAAAUCAAAAAUCGAUAUUACGUGUACCUCCAGAGAUGCGGUGAUGGAACUUCUUGAUUUAUUGAGAAAAGACAACAAAAUCAAACAUACAUUUCUGUAUGAGAGCGAAAAUAUUGAAGUUUUGAUUGGUUGGGUCCCGGUACCACUCCAAAACAAAAGUAUUGCAGAAGCUUUGCAAUACUAUGUAGCCGUGCAAGAGGUAAGGUCCAAAAAGGAUAAAAACGGAAAGCUGUUGGGCACCAGAAUUGCGGUAAUAAAGAAAAACGACAUUGAUAGAUCCCCCCUGCCAAGCUACAUAAGGGUUGAACGGGAGGAACUCUACGUGACAUACAGCGGCCAAUUAAGGACCUGUAAACUUUGCGAGCAAACCGGGCACAAGCAAGCGGAAUGCCCGAACAGAAAAAACGAGUUUCCCGCGCUGCCUCAAGCAAGAAGCGUAUCCAACGCACCUCGAGCUCCUGACGCGCUCACGUCACCUGAUAAGAACAUGGCUAGCGAGCCCGCGGGCAAGAACGAAGAUAAAGAAAACGCCCCUAAAGAAACCGAGGCGAAAACAACAAACAUUAUCACGACACCAAAACGAAAACGAAGAUUGGUCUAGAGCCCUUCUGUGGAUCAACCUUCACCAAAAUCUUUAAGCCACGGUGGAGAAAAUUACGGAGUAAAGUGUGGUAAUUGUCACCGAGAAGGUUUUGUCCAUGAAUCCAACGAUCGGUUCUACUGCUUCCACUAAAUGUAUUUUCCGUUUUUUAAAAAACAAAAAAUUCGACGUAAUCCUAUUGCAGGAAACACAUAGUAGCUUGGAUGUAGAGGUAAUGUGGAAACGCGAGUGGGGAAACGCGCAAACCUUUUUUUCGUACGGUACUACCUCCGCCCGAGGCGUUUGCAUUCUGUUGUCGCCACAACAGAAUUGGACUGUACAUCAUACAGAGAGCGAUACUGAAGGAAGAUUCCUGAUCGUCUCGAUUUCGGCAGGACCAAAACGGCUUACACUGGCAAAUGUAUACGGACCAAACUCCGACAACCCAUUUUUUUUAUUCGUUUUUCGGGAUAAUAAACGAUUAUUUAGAUAACGACGCUAUAA